Onthophagus taurus is the source of this 795-nucleotide messenger RNA. RefSeq names its product zinc finger MYM-type protein 1-like. NCBI's taxonomy places the organism in Eukaryota, Metazoa, Arthropoda, Insecta, Coleoptera, Scarabaeidae. The record is from RefSeq and is a predicted model, not a curated record.
AUGAGCACCAUCCUCUCUUCCCAUGAGCGCAAUGUAAAUCACAUUGACAAUUGUCAAGUUUGGCGAGAAUUAGAAGUUCGCCUACGUGAAAAUAAAACCAUUGACGCCAUGCACCAAAAGAAAAUUAAACAACAGGAGAGCUAUUGGAAACAAAUUUUACAUCGUUUAAUAGCCUUGGUGAGAACUCUGGGUGGACAAAACUUGGCCUUUCGCGGUUCAAAGGAUAAAUUAUAUGACCAUAAUAACGGCAACUAUUUAAAAUUUAUUGAAUAUCUUGCAUUAUUCGAUCCAGUCAUGAAUGAACAUUUGCAAAAAGUUAAAGAUGCUAAAUUAUUUGUUCAUUAUCUCGGCAAGGAUAUUCAGAAUGAACUUAUACAACUGCUAUCACGAGCUAUAAGAGCAAAAAUUUUGAAUAGUGCUAAAUUAGCCAAAUAUUAUUCAAUCAUAUUGGAUUGUACUCCUGACAUCAGUCAUACGGAACAAAUGACAAUUAUAAUAAGAUUUGUUGAUGUAAUGGAUGAAGAAACACAACAACCUGACGUGGUCAUACGGGAGCAUUUUCUUGGGUUUGUGCCACUACAAGAAACAACAGGUGCUUUCAUAUCAAAAACAAUCGUGGAUGAACUCGAACAAAUGGGAUUACAAAUUGAUAACUUACGAGGGCAAGGAUACGAUAACGGAAGCAACAUGAAGGGCAAAAUAAAUGGAGUUCAACGAAAAAUCAUUGAAAAAAACCCACGCGCAUUCUUUGUUCCAUGCAAUGCCCAUUCCUUGAAUUUAGUGGUGAAUGAUGCU